CCCGGAGCAGCCGGUCCACGUGGUCCUCCUGGUUCACAAGGCAAGGCUGGACCUCGUGGAAAGGAUGGUAUGCCUGGCACUCCUGGUCGUGCUGGUCCUGCUGGACAGCCUGGUGCACCCGGAAUGAGAGGGAACGACGGCCAACCAGGUACGCCAGGAAUGCGUGGACGUCCUGGCAAGGACGCCGCUUACUGCCCUUGCCCUACUCGCAGUUCGUUUGUCUCGCGUCCGGCGGCGGCGGCGUAUGAACGACCAUCAGCUCCUGCCGUAAGCGCACCAGCAGCUGCUGGUUAUGGGAAGAAGGCAGCGAAGAGAAUCAAGAAAAAGGUGAAGAAGACGUAA
Molecule: messenger RNA, 342 nt
Organism: Strongylus vulgaris
Lineage: Eukaryota; Metazoa; Nematoda; Chromadorea; Rhabditida; Strongylidae
Source: the annotation of a GenBank genome assembly